AUCCUGCUGGGCAUUCCUGGCCUGGAGGCUGCCCAUAUCUGGAUCUCCAUCCCCUUCUGUGCUAUGUACGCCAUAGCCGUGUUGGGGAACUUCACCAUCCUGUUCAUCGUGAAGAGGGAGCCGAGCCUCCAUGAGCCCAUGUUCUAUUUCCUUUGCAUGCUGGCUGUCACUGACCUGGUCAUGUCCACAUCCACUGUACCCAAAAUGCUGAGCAUCUUUUGGUUCAAUUCCAGGGAGAUCAGUUUCAGUGCCUGCCUCACCCAGAUGUACUUUGUUCACUCCCUCACAGGGAUGGAGUCUGGAAUCCUCGUGGCCAUGGCUCUGGAUCGCUACGUGGCCAUCUGCCAUCCCCUGAGACAUUCCACCAUCCUGACAAACUCUGUUGUGGCCAAGAUAGGCCUGGCCGUGGUGCUGCGCAGUGGUUUAUUCGUAUUGCCCUUUCCUGUCCUAAUAAGGCAGUGGCCAUAUUGCAGAACCAACAUCAUCCCCCACUUCUAUUGUCGGCAUAUGGCUGUGGUGAGAGUGGCCUGCGCUGACAUCCUCGUCCAUAGUUACUAUGGCCUGUUUGGUCUUCUCGCUAUGAUUGGAAUGGAUGUGUCUUUUAUCGCCAUGUCCUAUACUCAGAUCCUCCGGGCAAUCUUCCGCCUCCCCACAAAGGAUGCCCGGGUCAAAACUUUUGGGACCUGCAUCUCUCAUCUUUGUGCCAUCUCAGCUUUGUACAUCCCAGAUUUAUUAUCCUCUCUCAUGCUGCGGUUUGGUCACAAUGUACCACUGUAUGUCCCCAUUAUCAGUAUCGGUGUGUACCACCUUGUCCCCCCUGUUCUGCACCCCAUCAUUUAUGGGGUGAGGACCAAACAGAUCCGGGGCAAGCUGCUUGAGAUGCUGGGAGUUGCCAAGGCCAUCCCAGGUCACCUGCUGCACCUACAGGCCUGUGUGGAUGGGCUGACAUUGAAUCUAUGCAAUGUCUUCCCCUGA
Mauremys reevesii (Reeves's turtle) is the source of this 975-nucleotide messenger RNA. Its product is annotated as olfactory receptor 51E1-like. Gene Ontology annotation, cellular component: membrane. Gene Ontology annotation, biological process: G protein-coupled receptor signaling pathway. Gene Ontology annotation, molecular function: G protein-coupled receptor activity; olfactory receptor activity. The annotation marks the transcript as partial. Lineage: Eukaryota; Metazoa; Chordata; Testudines; Geoemydidae. The transcript has 2 exons. The record is from RefSeq and is a predicted model, not a curated record.